GUAUCCGUCUCCACCUUCGCGCGGAUAUUUUUGAUGUCUUCGCCCAAUCAUUAAUAUUUUCAAAACCUCACGAAAUUCGGUAGGCAACGGUGGAAAAAGGAGAGAGAAAUAUCAGUCCCCCCGCCCCCGGAAAAGCUGGAACUGCACCCUUUGCAUGAGCCGCCCGGUUCUUCCUCACACAUUCGCUCGUCCAUGGCCACGGUGACAGAGCUUCACUUGUGCUCGGGAAGGUUCGAUCGCCAAUUCGUCAGUUUUAGAGGGAACCCACGAGUGUUCUUGCCGGGUUUUUUCCAUACGGGCUCGAAAUCGUUCGGGAAGCGGAGUAGGUUGUGCGUGCGGCAUCGGUGCCGGUCGUUCAGGAGCGAGGAAGAUGGAGACAGGGAGAGGGAUGGCGAGAAAUCGAGGGACGAUGAGGUGGAGGUGGAGGUGGAGAACGAGAGAGGUAGGGUUUUGGAGUCGACGAGGACUGUUUUCGUGGGUGUUUCUCAAUUGGGUUCGAAAUUGAAGGAUGAUUACAACAAAUCGGUGGCUGAGCUUGAGAAGAUACUUUCCGCUGCUGCUCUUCAAAUUGGAAGAUACAUCAUAACCAUGAUGAGCACUGGAGUGAUUCUUGCUGUUGGUUUCCAGAUGUCAGGUGGAGAUAGUCAACUGGAUACGUUGAUCUGGUAUAGCUGGCUUGGAGGGGUUAUAAUUGGAACAAUGAUUGGUGCUAACAUGGUGUUAGAUGAACAUUGUCGAGCUGGUCCGCGUAAUGUGGUCAUCACUGGAAGUACGAGAGGGCUGGGAAAGGCACUUGCUCGCGAAUUUCUUCUUUCUGGUGACCGUGUCAUCAUUGCUUCCAGAAGCCCUGAGUCUGUGGACAUGACAGUCAAAGAGCUCGAACAGAACUUAAUGGAAGUGAAACAGGCUGCGAGUGACUCAUCUAAGACAAGUUUGGCACACGCAAAAGUGGUGGGAAUACCAUGUGACGUUUGUAACCCUGAAAAUGUGCAGAAUUUGGCAAAUUUUGCCAUUAGUGAGCUUGGUUCUAUAGACAUUUGGAUAAACAAUGCUGGCAUAAACAAAGGAUUUAGACCAUUGCUGCAAUUCUCUGAUGAAGAUAUUCAACAGAUCGUAUCAACAAACCUAGUCGGCUCAAUACUUUGUACCCGAGAAGCCAUGCGCGUGAUGAAAAAUCAGGCUAAGGGGGGGCACGUAUUUAACAUGGAUGGGGCAGGAUCUGGCGGAUCAAGUACUCCUUUGACAGCUGUCUAUGGGUCAACAAAGUGUGGUCUGCGGCAACUUCAGUCAUCUCUCCUUAAGGAGUGCAAGCGGUCCAAGGUGGGAGUUCAUACCGCAUCUCCUGGAAUGGUUCUUACAGAUUUACUUCUGAGUGGCUCGACAACAAAGAACAAGCAAAUGUUCAACAUUAUUUGCGAGCUUCCUGAAACGGUUGCUAGAAGUCUAGUUCCUCGGAUGCGGGUUGUAAAAGGGACGGGCAAGGCGAUCAGUUAUUUAACCCCUCCUAGAAUCCUACUGGCCUUAAUCACUGCGUGGUUGCGACGAGGUCGCUGGUUCGAUGAUCAGGGGAGGGCAUUGUACGCCGCAGAGGCGGACCGACUUCGCAACUGGGCCGAAAAUCGCACGAGGUUUUCUUUCACCGACGCAAUGGAGAUGUACACUGAGAACACUUGGGUGUCGGUUUUUUCGCUCUCCGUUGUUUGCGCCUUCAUCAUUCUUUCCACCACAGGAACAGGCAGCUCAUUUCCAGGCACGUGAGGAGCUCUAACGAAGCAUUGCAGCAAGAAAGCCGGCAAAAGAACAGAAGUGAUCCCAAAAGGGCAGCAUAUGGAUUGUGCAUACAGCUGGUGUUAUUGUCUUCAAUCCAGCGUUCAUAUGCUUUCUGAAUGAUAUAUCUGGCUGCUUGCUCAUGAACUGUCGAACCUGUUCAGUUUUCUUGGAGCGAGGGCCCAGGUGUCUGACGACGCACAUGUUUCGAGAUCCCUCGACAGGUUCAACGGGCCCUAAGAUAGUUCUCUAUAGCCAGCCAUUGAAUUGUAGAAAUCUAAUUUUAGCGUUAUCUUUUACUUUUCCACAAUAUUCCUCUAAAUUUAUCAAUGAAAGAUUUUCGUUUAAGCUGUCA
Eucalyptus grandis is the source of this 2122-nucleotide messenger RNA. Its product is annotated as probable chlorophyll(ide) b reductase NYC1, chloroplastic. The transcript has 10 exons. Gene Ontology annotation, molecular function: chlorophyll(ide) b reductase activity. NCBI's taxonomy places the organism in Eukaryota, Viridiplantae, Streptophyta, Magnoliopsida, Myrtales, Myrtaceae. The record is from RefSeq and is a predicted model, not a curated record. The coding region runs from base 193 to 1758 and encodes 521 amino acids. Gene Ontology annotation, biological process: PSII associated light-harvesting complex II catabolic process; chlorophyll catabolic process.